Molecule: messenger RNA, 634 nt
Organism: Gasterosteus aculeatus aculeatus (three-spined stickleback)
Lineage: Eukaryota; Metazoa; Chordata; Actinopteri; Perciformes; Gasterosteidae
Source: RefSeq, a predicted model, not a curated record
CUCUCUCUAAGUCCAACCAUGGUUGACUGCUGUGCGUCCUCCAGAUGGAGAGCGUGUUUGCAGGUCUGGACCAGAUGUCUGAAGACGACAAACUCCAGCAGCUGCUGAAGCUCAAGCUGCGUUACUUCAGCCCCCGAGAGGUGGCCAACCUCAUGGGCUUCCCUCAGCGCUUCUCCUUCCCGCAGCAGAUCAGCACCAAGCAGCAGUACAGAGUUCUGGGAAACAGCCUCAACGUGGUGGUGGUGGCCCGGCUGCUCCGGCUGCUCGUCUCCUAGCACCUCGAGCCCUCGUGGACCGCGUGUAAGGCGACAUCUAACCAGGAACCAUGCAGGAGGACCCGUCCCGGGUCAACGCGACGCUUCCUGUGGUUUUGGACCUGGUGGUGGUGACACAUCGCUGCUCUCAGGCCGCGUGCGAGAGACCCAAUAAGACCUUCAGUUAGAGUCCAAUCAGAGACGAGGAGUCCUUGUCCUCGUGUGUCCUGCUACAGGUUCUGUUCAUGUGUGAAGAUCAUCUGGCUAAACCAGAACCAUUUAUUACCCUAAUCCACGAACCCAAACUGCCAUAAAUGGUUAUUUAUCGUAAACCCAAUUGAAUAUUGUCCUAUGAAUCCAAAUAAAGAAUCUGUGGCGUC